Molecule: messenger RNA, 2199 nt
Organism: Crotalus tigris (Tiger rattlesnake)
Lineage: Eukaryota; Metazoa; Chordata; Lepidosauria; Squamata; Viperidae
Gene: ATP6AP1L
Product: ATPase H+ transporting accessory protein 1 like
Exons: 7
Coding region: 39-1067 (342 amino acids)
Cellular component (GO): proton-transporting V-type ATPase complex
Source: RefSeq, a predicted model, not a curated record
CAGAUGUGCUGGGUCUGGAGAGUCUGAUUUAUUUCUCAAUGGAAAGCAGUGCAAUUUUUAGAUUUUUAUUUCUCCUUUUCUGCGUAAGAUUUUCAGCAUCUAUGGACCAAAUAGCUGGAAGAAUGGAAAGGAGUUUGUUUGUAUUCUCGGAUCAAGAUCUACUCCAGAGAAAUGGUCGACGAUAUGAUGGCAGUGUGAAGCCCAAAGUUAAUUUACAACAUGUAGCAAUAACACAGAUUGGCAAUUACAAUGUAAGCACUAAAGAGAAUUUGGAGAAAGAAUCUAUGAUUCACAGCCACUACAGUCCACUGAAUAUCACCAUUAAUGGAAGCCCCUGUAUUCUAUUCUGGGCCAGAAGGAUCAUGAUUAAGUUUCAGAACUACACUCAGCUGGAUCUAACAGACAAAACAUUUGGUGUUCAUGCAUCGGUGGAUGUUGCUGAUUCAAAUUGCAGUGAAGAAAAUGCAAUGCUUUCACUUAAUUUUGGUGAUAUUGACAAUUUGAAAGGAUUUGUUAUCAGAUUCAUUCUGACAAACAAUUAUUACAAGCUCUCCAUUCAAAAUUGGUUUACCUUACACAGAAUCCAGCUUAUUUAUAAUCAGUCUGUACAAGCAACAUUCAAUGCGACACGAAUACAUGCACCAGCAAUCUAUUCUUACCACUGUGAACAUGUCAGCAACUUGCAGAGAUACGAUGCACUGCUAACACCCAGUUCUGCAAAUGAUGCAGCCAAGCACUGGGAAGUUACUUUUUUUGACUUUCAGAUUCAAGGAUUUAACAUUGAAGAUGGACAGUUUGCUUAUGCAAAAGAUUGUGCUUCCCUCUUCCCACCAGCCAUUCUAAUGGGUCUAGUGAUGUCUCUGAUACUGCUUCUUGUUUUAGCUUAUGCUCUUCACAUGUUGAUGCACUUAAAAUCCAUUGACAGACAUUAUGAAUGCAAAGCAUCUUCUGCUUAUUAUCCACAGAUGAAAAAUAUUGAUACAGCAGAUGAAAAAGAGCCCCUGAGAAUCAAUGGGCAUGAAACCUAUGAACUUAGAAGCCAACAAUAUUCUAAAAUCUAUAUCUAACCAUUAUUCUGGGUGGCUGUUCUCAUCCCAUGGUUAGACAACAAAGUGCUUCAAGGAACCUUUGCAUCUAUGACCUCACAACACUACUGAAACAGAAUGUUGCAACUUUAAUUUAAAUCAAACAAUUUCAAGUUCUCGUGAUUUUGUAGAGAUAAAAGUAGAAGUGCUACAGUGAAGUGCUUCAUUACUCAUAAAAUCCAAAAACAAAUCAUAUGAGUGAGUUUGUUAAGUUUGUCAAUAUCUAAUACAAAAGCAACUUUUUAAAAGGAGAUGUUUCAAGGUCAGGAAUGUUUCUAGAAUAAUAAUAUUGGCUGUGUGAUUAAUUGCCUGGAAUUUAUCUAAGAAGGUGGAAUUUGCUGCUGUUCUAAAGCUGCCAAAAUUUUCUUCCCGAUGAAAAUAAAAUGUAACAGCCAAAGAUGCAUAGCAAAAAAAGGUCAGUUCUUCAGAUGUGGUUUACCAACAACAUCAUGUUCCUUCUGCCAUAACCCUCAAGAUUCUUAAACAAGCGUUUCCCAUUCUGCAAUAUCCAAAUGAUUUCUCUUUUGGUGUAGCAAAGAACAUUUUAACUGCUAUUGAGCUGAAAAGUGACUAUGUGCAUCUUAAUCAUUGUGUCUGGUUGCAGUGUGAAAUGCAAAUGCCAACCAAACAGCAACCAUCUAUGGCUUCUGAAGAUAUUAUGUGAAUUUUGUCAGUUAUAUCUCAGUGUUAUACAGAUUUGCUGUGGAUAACUUAUCUUGUGAUGCUUUUGUGCCUUGGCACUGAACAUUGUUCACUUUGGUUGUAUUUCAUUGAAAUUAUAAACAGUUUUUGAUGUUACAUUCUUCUAAUAUUGAACUAAUUUUUAUGACAUGAUUUCUCUGAUAAAUGAUCAAAGAAUACCAGGCUGUUGGCAUUAAUUUCAAAACAUGUCAUUCAGAAUAAGAUAAAAGAAAAGAAAUCGCAGUCGGAAGGAAAAAUUUAGUGUAGCAAACAUUGCCUCUGAUACUGCAAAAGUAUGAGUGUUGUCUUCAGUUUUAAUUCCCAAAGCCUUGAGAAUCACAUUUAAUAAUGACAUUUUUGAAGAAACCGAACAAUUGUUCAAAGGCACCAGGAUGCCUCUGGUCUCCUGUAACCGUAUAAAAAGAAUCUAUUG